AUGUCUUCGAGCGGAGGAGGCGUUUUGGGGGGAGAACUGAACACGAUAUCGACGAACAACAACAACAACAACAACAACGAAAAGACAAAGAGUACGAAUACGAAUAUAAGCGAAGAGACUACUGCUACUCUUACCGCGACACCAGAGAGCAGCAGUCCAAACGACCAUCAAAAUCAAUCGUCGUCAGAGCAUUCAUCAUCGACAGGAGGGGAUUUCAUGUCGGACUGGAAGUCGUUCGCGGCGAAAGCGACGAGCUCGUUCAACGAAGCGUCCCAAUCGAUUUCGGAAACGUUAAGAGAAUCCGGCGUGAACGACGUGGUCGCGUCGACGACGACGAAUGUUAAAUUUUACGCCAAUUCGGCGUACGAUAUGAGCGCGAACGCGGCGUCGAACGCCGCGGAGUUCACGACCAACGCGGCGAAGGAUACGAUGUCGGCGUUACAAAGUCUCGAUCGAGAACGCAUCGCGUGGAGCAUGGCGUUUACGUUCGUCAGCGGGUUGAGUUUAACGCUCGCGUUCACGGUCGGUAUAGCCACGAUUGCGUUGUUCCCAGCCAAAUUCGCUCUGUGCUUCUCUUUGUUUUCUGUUUCAAACAUUUGCGCCGUCGGCGCGUUGCGAGGCGCGAACGAACAAAUCAAACACAUGUUAGAUCCGGAACGAUUAUACGUCUCGUGCGGGUUCGUCGGAACUAUCUUAUUCACCUUAUGGGCCGCGUUAAUUAAGCACUCUUACUUUCUCACCGUGAUGGCCUCCAUAGCGCAGGCGUUGGCCUUGUUGUAUUAUCAGUUGAGUUUCUUCCCGAUGGGCGCGGAAGGUUUCCGGGUCGUCUGUAAAGUCGCUUACGCGACUGUCGUAAAACCAACGUUUUUGUUAGCGCUUCGGUUCGUAGGAAUGGUUUUACCGACCGGCGGUAGUGUAGGGCACGCGAGACGGAGAAGCGCCUCGUUGUUACCAACGUAG
This is a messenger RNA of Bathycoccus prasinos, 960 nucleotides long. RefSeq lists its product with no specific name. Lineage: Eukaryota; Viridiplantae; Chlorophyta; Mamiellophyceae; Mamiellales; Bathycoccaceae. The coding region runs from base 1 to 960 and encodes 319 amino acids. Gene Ontology annotation, cellular component: membrane. Gene Ontology annotation, biological process: vesicle-mediated transport. The record is from RefSeq and is a predicted model, not a curated record. The transcript has a single exon.